CGCAGUGUUUCACGUCAUGCUCCCUCUAACUACAUUUUUCCAUUUCACGGAAUUGCCGGCACCACUCAAUGAAAUACAAUUAUUGAUUGCACUCUCUCCUAGCGCUCCCCUGUCCCUCCUACUUCACUCUCUCUCUCUCGCUCUCUCUCUCGCUCUCUCGCUCUCUCUCUCGCUCUCUCUCUCUUUUCUUUCCUGAAGUACUGCAGAGAGAGAACAGCAACUACCUCAGUUCUACAGCGGGAUACCAGCACAUUUAGAUUCAUAAGACACAAGCAACUCGCCUGGUGCAAUGGCUAACAACCAGCGCAAUCCACUUUUCCUCUCUCCUUAAACAACGCUUGACCAAUGAACACCACAGCCAGUGAGGGUAACUUCCUGUGGUGACUGCAGACUUCAGGGUUUUCCCUGUUGCAUCUCCAGACCCACCACUCUGCUCUGCUCCCAAACCUCUCUGCCGGAUUCCAUCCAUCCCCCUCCGCCCCCUUCCUACCCCCCUGUACUCCCACCCCUGAACCUCCAUCAGAGCUAAAAUGGACGACAGCUACGAAAACAGGACUUCCUUAGUGAAGGGGGCCAAGGACAUCGCCAAGGAGGCCAAGCGGCACGCUGUGAAAAACGUCAACAAGGUCGUGGACAGCGCCACAGACGAGUACUCCCAGCGCAAAUACAGCCGUUUCGAGGACGAGGUGGACGAGGGGGAUGACUUUUACCGUAACCCUCCCAGGCAGGACGGAGGCUACAAUGACAACGACCAGGCCAGUGACGCCAGCGACGCCACAGAGGGCCAUGAUGAUGAAGAUGAGAUCUACGAAGGGGAGUACCAGGGAAUCCCAGCGGCCGAAGACAGGCGGGCCAGGGAGGGGCAGGUGGCUCUGGGGCAGCCCGUCACAGACAGCCUGAAAGACCGUAAGGAGCUGGAGCAGGAGAGGCAGGCGGACCAGGAGGAACUGGCCCAGCAGUAUGAGCUGAUCAUCCAGGAGUGUGGCCACGGCAGGUUCCAGUGGCAGCUGUUCCUGGUGCUGGGCCUGGCCCUCAUGUCGGACGGGGUGGAGGUGUUCGUGGUGGGGUUCGUUCUGCCCAGCGCCGAGACGGACAUGUGUGCUCUGGGUGGCUCCAACUCCAGAUCUGGAUGGCUAGGCAGUAUUGUGUACCUGGGAAUGAUGGUGGGGGCGUUCUUCUGGGGGGGCAUGUCGGACAAGGUGGGCCGCAGACAGUGUCUGCUCAUCUGCAUGUGUGUGAACGGCUUCUUCGCCUUCCUGUCCUCCUUCGUUCAGGGUUACGGCAUCUUCCUGCUCUGCCGCGUGAUCGCAGGCUUCGGAACAGGGGGAGUUGUACCCAUAGUCUUCUCCUUAUUUGCGGAGGUGCUGUCCAGAGAGAAGAGAGGGGAGCACCUGAGCUGGCUCUGCAUGUUCUGGAUGAUUGGAGAGAUCUAUGCUUCAGCCAUGGCCUGGGCCAUUAUACCACACUACGGCUGGAGUUUCAGUAUGGGUUCUGCCUACCAGUUCCACAGUUGGAGGGUGUUUGUGGUCGUCUGCGCCCUGCCCUGCGUCUGUGCUGUCGUGGCUCUCACCUUCAUGCCCGAGAGCCCCAGGUUUUACUUGGAGGUGGGGAAGCACGACGAGGCUUGGAUGAUCCUCAAACAGAUCCAUGACACCAACAUGCGAGCGCGUGGGCAGCCGGAGAAAGUCUUCACCGUGAACAGAAUCAAGAUCCCCAAGCAUCUGGAUGAGUUGGUGGAGAUGAAAUCAGAGUCGGGGAACCCAGUCUCCAAGGCCCUCUUCAGGUCCAAGACAGAGCUAUGUGGGAUAUGGGUUAACUUUAUGAAGUGUUUCGACUACCCUCUGAAAGAAAGCACUAUCAAGCUAGCUAUUGUGUGGUUUACGCUGUCAUUUGGGUACUACGGCCUGUCUGUGUGGUUCCCUGACGUCAUCAAGCACCUCCAGGCAGAUGACUACGCCUCCAAGGUGAAGAUCCACAGCAACGAACGCAUCGAGGACUUCACCUUCAAUUUCACCCUGGAGAACCAGAUCCACACCAAUGGGGUCUUCAUCAAUGACAGAUUUGUUAAUAUGAAGUUGAAGUCCAUCACCUUCAUUGACUCAACUUUCCGUAACUGCUACUUUGACGACGUGACGUCGGUGGGAUCCUACUUCCGGAACUGUACCUUCUUCGAGGUGUUCUUCUACAACACUGACAUCGAUGACUCCAAACUGAUAGACGGCACAGAGGUGAUCAACAGUACGUUCCACCACAACAAGACGGGCUGUCAGAUGACGUUUGACGACGACUACAGCGCCUACUGGGUCUACUUCAUAAAUUUCCUGGGAACUCUGGCUGUUCUGCCUGGCAACAUCGUCUCGGCACUGCUCAUGGAUAAAAUCGGACGCCUUUCCAUGUUAGGUGGCUCCAUGGUUCUGUCAGGGAUCAGUUGUUUCUUCCUGUGGUUCGGCACCAGUGAGUCGAUGAUGAUCUUCAUGCUGUGCCUUUACAACGGCCUGAGCAUAUCAGCCUGGAACUCACUGGACGUGGUCACCACAGAGUCCUUCCCUACAGACAGGAGAGGGACGGGUUUUGGUUUCUGUAAUGCUUUGUGUAAGCUGGCUGCAGUGUUGGGGAACAUGAUCUUUGGUUCUCUGGUUGGCAUCACCAAGGGCAUCCCCAUCCUCCUGGCCUCAUCUGUGCUGCUGUGUGGAGGCCUGGUGGGGCUCCGGCUGCCUGAUACCAGGGCCAACGUCCUCAUGUAGCCCCAGGAAGGACCACCUGGCCUGGGGAAGACCUGGGCCAAACCUGGUGCAAAGGGUUUGCUUUAAACAUGUCCUAUGGAUGUUUGAGAUUUUAUUACUUUAUUGCCGCUUGUGGUCUCAUAGGGGGUUCAAUUGCAUAACCCCCCACCCCAUAUCGCUAUGAAACAGUAUAUCUACUUUCAAGUUAUCAAUUUAUUGAUGUACAAGACACGACCCAAGCUCCAGACCCUCUGCAUAAUUCCCUGGUGACAAAGGGAAACUCCUAUUUAUUAGUGAAUGUAAUAUUUGGGGAUGUCACGACGCCCCUUCCAGGAUGGUAUGAUGUCACUCUCAAUAUUUUCAUGGUAUUUCAUCAUGAUAUAAUCAUAAUAGUUAGUGGUAGAUAUUUUAGUGAAGCUUGUGGUGAGCAUUGUUCAGGGGAAUGUAUGGUUAGUUGUUUAGCUUUAUGACUUAUUGAUGCCUGUGGAUUAUGUCCUUCCAUCCACUUAUAGUACUGGCUGUGAAAGGAACUAAGUGGGUCCUGUAGUUGGUUGAAGUAGAGUCUAGAUUAGUGGUUUAUAUGUGAGAAGAUAUCAGUGUCAAUGGCUGUCUGCUAUGAGUUGGCUGGUGAAAUCAGUUCUGAGUUAGUGCUAUGUGAGUUAUGUAGAUGUCAGUAGCACCUGUUGCGUUGUACUGUAUGAGUACACGCUUCCAGGCAUGUUUGUCUGGAGUCAUUGCAGGGGCAGGGUUAGUGCUGUAAAUAUGAAUGUGUUCUUAUUAGGCCAGGACAGAUGGAGGAGAGAGGGGAAAACAAGCUGUUCUGAGCACAGCCACCCUGCAGUGGAAGAGAAGGGGGAAUAUAUGAUCAGAAAGACUAGAGACCACACAGCUGCAACACAGCUGGCCUAGACAGACAGACAGACAGACAGACAGGUCAUCCAGACAGACAGAACCAGAGAGAGAACAAGGGUAUUUCUGGGCCAUCGAGUGUAGAUGGAUCUUUGUCAGGCUUGACGUGUUCUCACAUAAUGUUUCACUUGUAUGCACAUACCCUGAACUGUCAACCAUGGAGAGUCAUGGUGAUGGACAUGUCGUAACCCACAGUAGCUGGUUUGAAGCUUCUCCCAGAUAACAUCUGAAACUAUAAUAACGUGCUUGUUGUCAGUUGUGGAUAUUUGUUUAUUAGUUUUCACUGACAGAUGCAUAAAGAUGUGUUUUUAUUACAGUGUUCUGCCCCACACUACCACAGUCAUAUAUAAACACUCAAUGUCAAAGCCCUUUGCACCAGCUCUCUACCCAAGAAUAAAAAGGCCAUAUUGAAUAACUUUAAUUGUUGUUAUUUGAAGUGUACAUACUAAAUGUAUCUAUGUUAAUAUGUAUGUUAUUUGGGGGUAUGUAUCUGCAGCUGUUCUAAAGAAUUUGUUGGGGAAAAUGUAAGAAUCCUAUUUUGGUUUAUAUGUAUCAACUCUUGUUCUCCACUUCUCCUAUUUGUUGUAUUGUAAGGUAUUGUAUGCAGGCUCUCAGAUAGGGCUUUGUUUAUGUUCAGCCUUUGAUUUGGCGUUUCUCUUCGGCACUGACUUUAUAAUGACAUGUCAGGCUGCUUCCUUUUCAAGAUACUGAAUGGCCUUUUUUAAAAUGUGCCUCUUCUUCACCGGAGCGUUCUCCUCAUAGACAACAUAACAGGAGACUGAAGGGUACAGGAGGUAAACAGGAAGUGAACAGGAACUCUCUGUGUGUUUGUGUGUGUGUGUGCGAUGUCCCUUCUCACUUCAGUCAACAUUUUCAAGUACUCUACAUUUACAUUUUAGUCAUUUAGCAGACGCUUUUAUCCAGAGCGACUUACAGUUAGUGAGUGCAUACAUU
This is a messenger RNA of Coregonus clupeaformis (lake whitefish), 4586 nucleotides long. It is a transcript of the gene sv2ca, whose product is annotated as synaptic vesicle glycoprotein 2Ca. NCBI's taxonomy places the organism in Eukaryota, Metazoa, Chordata, Actinopteri, Salmoniformes, Salmonidae. Bases 531 to 2744 code for a protein of 737 amino acids. Gene Ontology annotation, molecular function: transmembrane transporter activity. The transcript has 13 exons. Gene Ontology annotation, biological process: chemical synaptic transmission; transmembrane transport. Gene Ontology annotation, cellular component: membrane. The record is from RefSeq and is a predicted model, not a curated record.